Messenger RNA from Penaeus indicus, 1110 nucleotides. RefSeq names its product E3 ubiquitin-protein ligase AMFR-like. Gene Ontology annotation, cellular component: ubiquitin ligase complex; endoplasmic reticulum; cytosol. NCBI's taxonomy places the organism in Eukaryota, Metazoa, Arthropoda, Malacostraca, Decapoda, Penaeidae. Gene Ontology annotation, biological process: protein K48-linked ubiquitination; endoplasmic reticulum unfolded protein response; ubiquitin-dependent protein catabolic process. Gene Ontology annotation, molecular function: ubiquitin protein ligase activity. The record is from RefSeq and is a predicted model, not a curated record. Bases 25 to 1110 code for a protein of 361 amino acids. The transcript has 7 exons.
UGUUUGAUUAUGUUAUAGGUAUUAAUGGUGGUUGUUUCUACUUUGCAGACCUUAAUCAAUAUGGCCUACUGCAUACUCAUCCUACUGGGCACCCUAAUCCAGCGCCUUGUUUUUGGGGAGCUCAGGGUGUCUGAGCAACAGCACAUCAAAGACAAGUUCUGGAAUUUCGUGUUCUACAAAUUCAUCUUUGUCUUUGGCGUCAUGAAUGUACAGGCCAUGGAUGAAGUGGUGCUUUGGUGCUCCUGGUUCAGCGUCCUGGGUUUCCUGCACCUCCUUGCACAACUCUGCAAAGAUCGCUUUGAAUAUUUAUCCUUCUCGGCCACAACUCCGCGCAGGACGCAUGUGCGGCUCUUGGGGCUCCUGGGCAUUAUUCUUACCCUGGCAACUUUCUGCCUGUUGAUCUGCGUUGUUGUGGGAUGUCAUUCGGGCAUAAACACAUUUGCUUUCAUGGUGGCGGAGUGUAUACUCUUGAUAGUGAGAACCCUGUAUGUGAUAACCCGGUACAGCAUCUAUUUAUGGGACAUCACCCACGAGGGACUUUGGGAGAAGAGAGGGAGGUAUGUGUACAUGACGGAGCUGGUUUUCGAACUAAGCGAGCUGGUGAUCGACAUGGUGCAUCAUAUCCACAUGUUGGUAUGGGGGAAUAUGUUCCUGACAAUGGCUUCUCUUGUGAUAUGUAUGCAGCUGCGACUCCUCUUCUACCAGCUACAGCACAAAGUCAAAUCACACAGGAACUACCUUAGGGUGCUCCAGCUCAUGAACAUGUACCCAGAAAUUUCUGGCAUGGACAUUCUGUCAGAAGAGAGCACAUGUGCCAUAUGCUGGGAGCAUCUAGAAACAGGCAGGAGACUACCUUGCACACACCUUUUCCAUGCCUCUUGCCUGCUGGCAUGGCUGCAUCAAGAUCUCUCAUGUCCAACAUGCAGACACAAAUUGCACAAACCAGAACAGAAUGAAGUUGCUUCUCUGUCUGGAACACUUCUCAAUGGGCUUUUACCUGCUGGAGAGGAGAAUGACCUUAGGGAUGACAGUGGUGUAGGAGAGGUUCCUCAUGGCGCUGGAGGUGCAUUCCCUUCUCCUGCUGCCCCUGAGGUAAAAACUCCACCAUAA